Molecule: messenger RNA, 2150 nt
Organism: Planococcus citri (citrus mealybug)
Lineage: Eukaryota; Metazoa; Arthropoda; Insecta; Hemiptera; Pseudococcidae
Gene: Srp72
Product: signal recognition particle 72
Exons: 12
Coding region: 145-2082 (645 amino acids)
Biological process (GO): SRP-dependent cotranslational protein targeting to membrane
Cellular component (GO): signal recognition particle, endoplasmic reticulum targeting
Molecular function (GO): 7S RNA binding; ribosome binding; protein binding
Source: RefSeq, a predicted model, not a curated record
UUAUAAUUCCACGUACAUUUGACGACGACGAGUUCGUUCAAAAAGAUCAUUAUUUUUCAUUAUGUUUCGGUUUUAAAGUGUAAAUAUUUUAAAAUUCUGAACAAGUCGUAGUUCCCUGUACUUCUUGUUUCAUAGCUGAUACCGAUGGAAUCCUUGGAGGCGAAUCUGUGCGCCCUAUAUUCGGAGCUACAGAAGUUGGAAGCGAACAAUGAUUUCGAAAAAGCUCUCAGUGUUUCUGAUAAAAUACUGAAGAAACACCCCGAAGAAGUAGAAGCUUUUCAUUGUAAAAUAGUAUGUUUAAUCCAGUUAUCGAAGUUCAAAGAGGCUGUAAACAUCAUAGAAAGCAAUAAGAAUCAACUAGAAAGUUUAACGUUCGAACGAGCCUACUGUUGGUACCGGUUGAACGAUCCGAAAAAAGCUCUCGAUGUGAUAACAUCCUGUAAAAUAUCGACACUCAAGCUUCAGGAGUUACAAGCACAAGUGUUAUAUCGUCUUGAAAGGUACGACGAGUGUUUCAAAACGUACAGAGAUAUCAUUAAAAAUUCUCACGAUGAUUACGAAGACGAACGUAUGACCAAUUUAUCCGCAGCGAUAGCAAGUAUCGUCGCUACCCAACAAUAUUCCAAAAAAGAAAUACCGCAAAUUGGCGAACAUACGUACGAACUGUUGUACAAUUCAGCUUGUAGAUUGGCCGAAGAAGGUCUUUACAUCGAAGCUAAAGCGAAACUACAAGCUGCUGAGAAAUUAUGUCGUAAUUCGUUGGAAGACGAUGGAUUGGCCGAGGAAGACAUCUUGGACGAGCUAGCUGUCAUCAAGACGCAAAUAGCGUAUUGCAUGCAGAAAUUAGGACAAGAAAAAGAAGCUCAAAAUAUGUACAAUGGUAUUUUGAAACAUAAACCUAAAGAUAUCGCGGUGAUUGCCGUAGCGAGCAAUAACAGUGUUGUGAUAAAUCGCGAUCAAAAUAUUUUCGAUUCCAAGAAGAAAAUCAGAUCUUGUACCGUAGAUAAUCUUGAAUUCAAGUUAGCGUCUCGUCAACGUGGAGCUAUUGCUUUCAAUCAGUGUUUAUUCGCGUUGUAUAAUCAGCAGACUGAAUAUUGUGUGCAAUUGUGUAACAAACUAGAAAGUAAUUUCCCAUCGCUGCGAGAAGGCGCCGUACUGAUCAAAUCGGUUAUUUUGGCGAAAGAAAGGAAAGUUUCUGAAGCGGUUGAUCUGCUGUUGAAAUUCGCUUCUAAAAAUAUCUCUAAUCAACUAAAAUCAACGUUGACUGCCGUCCAGUUGUUACUAUCGGAGGAUGAUCGAGACAAAGCAUUCCAACUUUUAGAAAGUUUAGUAAAAAAUAAUUACAGACCUGGUAUCGUGAGUGCUCUAAUAACUUUACUCGCCGCUCGAGAAGAUCAUUCGAACGCUGUUAACUUAUUAAACGAAGCAGUCGCUUGGCAUUCUUCUCAUAAAAGCGAUGACAUUGAUUUAAAAUCAUUUUGGAAACAAGCUGCCGAAUUUUACUUACGUGAAAAUGAUCCUCAAGCUGCCGUAAAAUGUUUGCAUAACCUACUAUCUUUAGAUCCUCAAGAUCAGAAAACUAUCGCUAAAUUAGUUAUAGCGUAUGUUCAAUUUGAUAAACAAAAAGCUGCAGAAUUCUGUGAAAAAUUACCUCCAAUUAACGUCGACCACGUCGAUAUAUCUGCAUUAGAGAACAUAUCAUGGCAUACGAAUAAGCAAAAGAAAUUGAAAGUACAGCCAUCUCCCGGCAAAGCAUCGGGCACUGACUCGAGUUUGAAAACGAAGAAGAAAAAGAAAAGGAAGCCCAAAUUGCCUAAAAAUUACGAUCCCAAUGUACCUCCUGAUCCCGAACGAUGGCUGCCUAGAUACGAAAGAUCAAAUUAUAAAAAGAAGAAAGAUCGCCGACACAGAGAUACUGGUAUUGGUAAAGGAACACAAGGUGCUGCUGGAACGUCUAGCGAUCAAUAUGAUAUCACGAAACGUGCAGCUACCAGUACUGGUCAGCAAAGUAGUGCGCAUGCUCCUCGUUUGCAACAAAGGAGUAAAAUACAGCAUAAAAGGAAGAAGAAGGGUGGCAGAUGAUUUUAUCUGGUGUAUUUUAUUUUCGUUUUCUGUUGUAUUUAAUUAAAGGUAUUACGAUUUCUGUAUAA